GAUGUUGAGUGUGGUAUGUAGUUAUCAAUGUCGGCACGGGAUUGUAUACAGUUUUCAUGAUAUACCUGGAGAGAAACCGUGAGGGCCGGGAAGUUACGCCCUCUAGCCCUGGACACCAGGUCUAGAAGGGAAGUGGGGGAUAUAUCUUACUGUUCUGACAUUGGAUACCUAGACUUUUUAUCAUUCUGCGGCACGAGAAGGAAACUGGCCGACGUCGAGCCAGUAUUCGAGGCAGUAUGGGGUGCUUUCGCCAGUUCAGAAGUCAAGAGGACGAGGACGAUAAAAUGCGGAAGGAAGCAAACAGAAAGAUCGAAAAACAGUUACAAAAAGACAAACAAAUAUACCGGGCGACCCAUCGGUUGUUAUUGCUAGGUGCGGGGGAGUCAGGAAAAUCAACUAUCGUGAAGCAAAUGAAGAUAUUGCACGUGAAUGGAUUCGAUCCAGAAGAAAGAAGGCGGAAAAUAGAGGACAUCAAAAGAAAUAUCAGAGAUGCAAUAUUGACAAUUACCGGUGCUAUGAGCACAUUGAACCCCCCAGUACAACUACAAAACCCUGACAACCAAUUUAGAGUGGACUAUAUACAGGACGUAGCAAGUACGCCAGAUUUUGAUUACCCGGAUAUAUUUUAUGAACAUACGGAACUUUUGUGGAAAGACAAAGGAGUACAAAAAUGUUAUGAACGAUCAAAUGAAUACCAACUCAUUGAUUGUGCACAGUAUUUUUUAGACAGAGUGCAUAUAGUGAAACAGCCUGACUACACUCCGACCGAGCAGGAUAUAUUGCGGUGUCGGGUAUUAACAUCAGGCAUAUUUGAAACAAAGUUUUCAGUUGAGAAAGUUAAUUUUCAUAUGUUUGAUGUAGGAGGCCAGCGUGACGAACGCAGGAAGUGGAUUCAGUGUUUUAAUGAUGUCACCGCCAUCAUCUUCGUGACUGCAUGCAGCGGUUACAACCUUGUGUUACGAGAGGAUUCCAGCCAGAACCGGCUCAAAGAAUCAUUAGAUCUUUUUCGAAACAUCUGGAACAAUAGAUGGCUCCGAACAAUCUCUGUAAUUUUAUUCUUAAACAAGCAAGAUCUUUUAGCAGAAAAAGUGCGAGCUGGGAAAUCAAAAAUAGAAGAUUAUUUUCCAGACUAUUCAAGAUACCAAACCCCCCCAGAUGCUCAGUCAGAGCCAGGUGAUGAUGCUGAGGUAGUCAGAGCUAAAUAUUUCAUCAGGGACGAGUUCUUACGAAUCAGUUCAGCAAGUGGAGAUGGGCGGCACUACUGCUAUCCUCACUUCACGUGUGCUGUGGACACGGAGAACAUCAGGCGUGUCUUCAAUGAUUGCCGAGAUAUAAUCCAGAGAAUGCAUCUACGACAAUAUGAGCUUCUGUGAUUGCCAACACAUGCCACUACAAAAAACAACACCACCACCAACAACAGGAAAAAAUUGAAAAAAGAUAUGGAUGCUGUUUGCAUAUUUAUAUGACUUGAUGCAUUUGCGCCUCUUGUUACAUAGCUCGAUGGGAUGACAUGUUAACCGGGCAAUCGGCGCAUGAACAUCUUUGUGAAGUGUGACCUGCACUCAUGAAGCAAAACAAAACGUGGUACACCAGUGUGCCAACAAUGUGAUAUAUUGUAAGCACACGUUUCUGUGUUUCUCUUGCUCUCUCUGGCAGGCCAUCAUAUGCUGAUGUUUUAAAAAAGAACAACAAUAACAACAACAACAGAAAACAUAUAUAUUAAAACAAAAACAAACAAACAAAAAGAGUAUAAAGAACUUGUGACCAGCUUCAGCAGCAGUCUGUGUGUUCUGAUCCAUACAUGGCAUGUUGUUCUAUACAAAACCACACGUGUAUAUUGUUGAGGUAUAUUUUAUUGUGGAAAAAAGUUGGUGGCUAUAUUGUCUUGGAAACAGUCCUUUUGUUUACUCUGUGCACCUUGGUGACACCGUGAGAGUGGAACAUACUCGGGCUGACCAAAUCUCAGUGAUGUUUCAGAUCUAAGCAGGUGUGUCCAGUUAUGACUAGUGAUUUUUUUUUUUUUUUUUAAUGGGUUUUUUUUUCAAAUCACACCUGAGCAGAAGUGAUUAUUCGUCAGCCAAGGUUAUAAUUUGUUUUUUUCAAAUUUGUGCAAAUGUAGCAUGUGAUGCCGAUAAUCUUUGGUGAUGCUUGUGAUCAAAGCAGAUUUAACCUAACAUGGGCCAUGUUAAAUCAUAUCUGAGCAGACGUGCCCAAUCGUUGGCCUUCUUUUCUCUCUUUUUUGUUUAAAUUUUUUUUUGGUAUAAUAACAGAAUGGAUGUAGCCAAUCGGAGUCCACGUUCUAUCUUCUCUUUUUGGAUCUGAUCUAACAUGGCCAAUGAGGAAUAGUUUUAUAUCAGAUCUGAACAGAGCCGACCAGUGAUGGAUGAUGUUUUAUAAGAUCUGAGCCGACGUGUCCACCAAGACCUGUGUGUUCUUUUGUACAAAGCUUCUGUGGAACUACCAACAAGUUAUGCAGUAUCUUAUUAUAUGACCUCAGAUGGUUUGAAGACAUUAAUUGCCAAAACACCUGUGGCUGUGGAGAUAACAGGACCAACUUAACCAAUCAACAAUUCAAGUUCAAAUCAACACAAAACCAUCUUUGAUAGCCAAGGAAUCUGUUGCGAAAAAACCUGAAACACACAUACAUUAUGUGAUAUUGUGAAUGACUUUGGGACUUUUGUUGUCGAGUAUUUUUUUCGUGUACUAUUCAUCUCCAUACAUACUGAAUUGUGAUUAUUUCAUCAGUUACCAGUGGCCAGCCAAAAUCCUGGAGGUUUUUGUUUUUGUUUCUUUUAAAUUUUAUUUAUUGACCUAACCCCCCCCCCCCCCCCCCCCCCCCCCCCCCCCCCCUUCCACCAACCCCCAACAAUUCUAAAGCCAUGUACAAGUUUCUUUUCUAUGUCAUUGGUUUCAGUAUCUUUCGAAACUGCCAGAUCAUUGAACACAUUGCUAUGACUGGCAAAAUUCUAUCAUGUAUGUUACUGGAACUCAAGAUCUUUAGAUUCCAAUGCUCAAUUUCACAUGAUCUGACUCUUGUAAAAACUUGCUGAGGACGUUUGUACGACUUACAGGACCAUAGUUAUUAGGUAGUGUAUAAUUGUUUCAGCUAUUACACGCUUUUUUACCCUCAACUUACACAUGACUUUCAACUUUUUGCUUAAGUGAUAACAUUUGGCGAAUUCUGUGUUUCUGGUCAUUCCGGUGUUUUUAGUAGCUCAAAAUUAACUUUAUUGACCAUUAUAAUUUAAAAGGAAAAGAUACAUAGCAUGACAGUUGAGAUCUCCAUCUUUAAAAGUUAUGCAAACCUUCCAGUCUGUUAGUGAUCAGAUAGUGAUGGUAAUAAACAGUUGUCAUAAUCUGCCACUGUUAUUUAACAUGUUGAAUAUUUCACGGUCCUAACAGUAACGUGAAUAGGAUGAGUUUCUAACAUGUGAUUAACAUGUUGAAAGUAUGUCGAGUUCCUAACAUUCAGAUCAGAGAUCCCAUCUCUUUCAGCUUGAAUCAUCUUUGAAAUCUUUAUUUCUAGGCAUUUUUGUAGAGGUUGGGAGGGGAAAAUUCACAAGUCAAAAAAGGGAAACAACUCUGUCAACUUGGUCAAAAGAAGGGAUGUUGUGUAUUUCAUUUCGAAUAUGGAUAGCAACUUUGCAGUAAUCUGUAAAACAGCCUUUUGUGUUUCUAGAAAUAACUAUCGUGUCUAAAGAUUUCUUAUCUGAAAAUCAAGUUAACCAUCACCCUUACAACUCCCCUUUCCAAAACUCCCCCUACAAAACGCCACAGAUGAAAAAAUAUUUUACAUGGAAUUGGAACUGUUGGGAAAUCCAAUAUUUAAGUAAAGCAUUAGCAAAAUGUCAGAUUAUAAAUUUCAUGUCAUGCAUAAAAUUCAGUUAUGUUGUUGUGAAAGAGGGAAAAAAGUAUUUUUCACUUUUUGACUGUUUGAAGCUUUCAUUGCCAAAUGUGUUUAGAAAUGUUGAUAGUUGUCAUGGUUAUAUUGCACACAAAACUCAUUGAACUAAACAAAUUGUCCAUUCUGACUUUGCUUUUUGUUAAAUAUUUGUUGAUUUUUUUUAAUUAUUAUUAUUUCAUUUUGUGUAAUUAAUCAGAUUAACUGUUAUUGUCAGAUUUUGAUAAGAGAAUAAUUUUUUUAAGACUGAAUGUUUGCAUAUUUUUUGACACUGACAUGUUCUGUUGUAACCUUGCGUAAAGUCUGUUUUUGCCUGGCCCAGAUUUGCCUAGGUUUCAAGAGUUAAAAACUAUCUUUGGUUUUAGCUCACCUGUAUGAUUGUACAGAAGAGCUUUUUAUUACUCUGGAAUAAAAAUCCAGAUAAAUAUAUUGAUUCUUAUUCGGGCUUGUUGGAUGAAAAAAAUAGAGGAGGCAAACAAAAUAAUAGCUUGCUCGAAGCAAUCAGUUCAUACUUAAGGAUCCAUUACAUGAAAUAUGUUGAAGUUUUAUGAUGGUCGAAAAGAUCACUGUAAAUGAAUUAUAUUUCUCCUAGGACCUAAAAUUUGUGACUUAACAAAUAAUUUUUUAAACAUAGACAAUGGAAAGACGUUAAAUGCAUAAGCAGAAUAAUAUUUUAUUAAGGCACAGCCACACUGCCAAAAUGGAGAUGACAAAAACAAAUGAUAAUCAUAAUAACAAUUAAAGCUUGCUCAAGAUCUACCUUCUUUUGCAGUGAAAAGCAUACAGAAAGUUUGCCUCCUUAUUGUUUAUUUUUUGUUAUUGCUAUGGCAUCAAUAACCAGGAUAACAUUAAUGUGACUGACCUGUGUAGUCUGGUACAGACGGAACUGUUUGGAUUACAUAAAAUAGGCAAUUACAUCAACUCUUAUACCCAUAAACCUUAUUAACCUUGAUAACAUGUUUUCCACCAAAUUGCCAAACCAUUUCAAAACCUUUUCAUUAAGUAUAUUUUUUCAACAAUGCCACAUAACUUCAUUUUCCUAUUAUUACUUACUUUCGGUAAAUAGCAAUAUAUAUUUUUUAUUUUGUGAUCUAAAUAAUUUUCAACUCUUGGAACUCUUUUUCAGACAGUUUCAAAACUGAGGAAUUUAUUAUUCAUUAUUUUGGAAUCUUUUGUUUCAAAACAUUCUGUCGUGAAGGGAAAUCCGACCAUCAAACGUAGACAAAGUCACUGUAGAGAAAACAAGCUCUUAAGUUUUUUAGUCCACGGGUCCAUGUACCAUCUGCUUACAUGUGUCAUGAAUCUUGUUUUGAUCUGUUUACCAAGGUGUCUAAAAUCAGAUGCUACAUACUAAAGUAUGUUUGGGUUUUUUACAACUGUUUUCAUUUUUGUAGUUAACACUAGUAAGAUUUUGAUUUUUAGAAACAUGGGCUUGGCAUCUAAGGGGUUAACCUGCCAUUUAAAUGUACAUAUCCAUAAUGAUUAACCUUCUCUCUGCCAUGCUCAUUUUGCCCCAGAGUUAGAAUAAAUUUUACAGAAUUUGUUUUGGUUUUUUUAAUUUAAGUUUUGAAUCUUUUGUGACAUAAUGUCUUCAUUCAUGUCGCCAAGUCAUUCUGUGAUCUAUUAUUUGUUUCAAGUUCAGAUUAGGUUCAAGAAUAUUUUAGCGUUUUUACUUCAAAUAUAUGUGGUUUAGAAAUUAUUAUUAACAUCACAUAGUGUGCUAGAAUAUAUUUUUUCUUAUUUGCAGUCAUAUAUUUUGUAGAGGUAUUUUUGUCUGAUCUUAAUUUAUUGUAUGUUUUCAUCAAAGAACUAAAAAUGAAAUCGCAAAAUAAGUAUUCAGCAUUCAUUUUGGUAUUGUACAUUUUUAGGUUCAAGUUUUGUUUCAAAUAUUCAACAAAUUCAUAUGUUCGUCCUUGAAAAUAAAAUUGAAUCAGUGUUAUUGUCCAUUAAAGUUUAAAAUGGGGAAAACAACUAUGGAAAUUGGCAGUAAAAAAAUUAAUACACAUUGUGCAUGUGUGUAUAUGUGUAUAUAUGUGUAUAUGUAUGUUUGUGUGUGUGUAAGUGUACAUGUACAUACAUACAUGAAUAUACAUGUAUAUAAUAUGUAUGG
Molecule: messenger RNA, 6011 nt
Organism: Gigantopelta aegis
Lineage: Eukaryota; Metazoa; Mollusca; Gastropoda; Neomphalida; Peltospiridae
Product: guanine nucleotide-binding protein G(s) subunit alpha
Exons: 11
Coding region: 237-1373 (378 amino acids)
Biological process (GO): sensory perception of chemical stimulus; adenylate cyclase-activating dopamine receptor signaling pathway
Cellular component (GO): heterotrimeric G-protein complex
Molecular function (GO): G protein-coupled receptor binding; G-protein beta/gamma-subunit complex binding; GTP binding
Source: RefSeq, a predicted model, not a curated record